This is a messenger RNA of Pangasianodon hypophthalmus (striped catfish), 5780 nucleotides long. It is a transcript of the gene gli2b, whose product is annotated as GLI family zinc finger 2b. Bases 518 to 4963 code for a protein of 1481 amino acids. Gene Ontology annotation, molecular function: RNA polymerase II cis-regulatory region sequence-specific DNA binding; DNA-binding transcription factor activity, RNA polymerase II-specific. The record is from RefSeq and is a predicted model, not a curated record. NCBI's taxonomy places the organism in Eukaryota, Metazoa, Chordata, Actinopteri, Siluriformes, Pangasiidae. Gene Ontology annotation, biological process: regulation of transcription by RNA polymerase II; smoothened signaling pathway. The transcript has 14 exons. Gene Ontology annotation, cellular component: nucleus.
GAGAGAGAGAGAGAGAGAGAGAGAGAGAGACCAGAGGGGAAGAGAAGGAGAUCAGACUGAACACAGAUCAGCCCGGAGAGAUCAACUCACACUCACACACUCACUCACUCUCUCUCUCUCCCUCUCUCUCUCUCUCUUUCACACACACACACGCACACACACACACACACACCGUCCCAAAUCUCCGUGCGCUUCAGCUCCUUUCUGUUUGUGCGCGAGCGAUGGUUGGGUUGCGGAAAGGCUUCGUCGCGCGAAAACAGAAGUUCCUGCGCUGAUCCGAAGUGACGCGAAGACGCGCGAGCUCUCGUGUGAAGCGCGCUGAAUGAUCGCGGAGAGUUUGGGCAAAGUUUUGGCGAAGUUUGCGCUGCGCUCGGAUGGCGGUUCGGGUCCCGCCGCGAGGGACAAGCUUCUACCUUCUGCAGCGAGAAAGUCUGGCGUGAAGAAGAAGAGCCAAGCCUCAGCUUUUGGACACGUGAACCAGGAAAAACAUUAACACUAAAAAGCAGAAUCAGCCACAAUGGAGACCAGUGCCUCCACAACUGCUGAGAAAAAAGAGUGCAAAACAGCUGGACUGGAUGCCAACGGCUUCAGCGAACUGCCCAAGAAGCCCUCACCUACCUUCCUAAGCAGAGGGCCUCAUCAUAUAUUCCCGACUUUCCACACUCCGAUCCCCAUUGACAUACGUCACCACGAGGGAAGAUACCACUAUGAACCUCAUGGCCUCCACCCCUUGCAUGGAGCUCCAGCGUUAGGGAGUCCGGUUAUCUCUGAUAUAUCCCUGAUCCGGCUCUCACCAGGCGGCCCGGCCGAGUCGCCCUUCAGUCCCCCUCAUCCCUACGUCUCACCCCAUGUGGAGCACUACCUGCGCUCGGUCCACGGCAGCCCAACACUUUCCAUGAUCUCAGCGGCCCGUGGGCUCAGCCCUGCAGAUGUCGCCCAUGAGCACCUGAAGGAGCGUGGGCUAUUCGGUCUUGCUCCUCCCCCUCCCGGAGCCAACUCAGCUGAUUACUACCACCUGAUGGCUAGUCACAGGAGUCCAUAUGGAGAUCUGAUUGCAGCUGGAUCCACUACUGCUGCUGCUGCUGCCGCUGCUGCUGCUGUUCACCUCCCAGACUACAUCAACCCGAUGGACAUGUCGCGCUUCCCCAGUCCACGCCUCACCCCCAGGCUGAGCCGGAAGAGAGCUCUGUCCAUCUCUCCACUUUCAGACGCCAGUAUUGACCUACAGACUAUGAUCCGCACUUCUCCUAACUCUCUAGUGGCCUACAUCAACAACUCGCGCUCCAGCUCGGCCGCAAGCAGCUCGUACGGCCACCUCUCCGUCGGCGGCAUCAGCCCUUCCUUUCCUUUCCAUCACUCCAUCAACCCGGUAGCAUAUCAACAGCUGCUGUCCCAGCAGAGAGGCCUGAGCCCUUUUGGACACACACCUCCCCUCAUCCAGCCCUCUCACACCUUCUCCUCCCGACAACACACACUCGCCGGCUCGGGACUGAGUGCUAGCACACAUAAUGAAGCUGAGACUAAGAACACGAGUGGUGACUCGGCAGUCAGCAGCACAGUAAACCCAUUGCACACCAAAAGGUCAAAGGUUAAGACGGAGUUGGACAGCUCACGGCCUCUCUCACCCUGCUCACCGGACCCUUCACCACCAGUGGACCCGAAAGAGGACGUGGACAGAGACGAGGGCAAGCAGGAGCCGGAGGUGGCGUACGAGACAAACUGCCACUGGGAAGGCUGCAGCAAGGAGUACGACAGCCAAGAGCAGCUGGUCCAUCACAUCAAUAACGAGCACAUCCAUGGGGAGAAGAAGGAGUUUGUGUGUCGUUGGGAGGAGUGCUCCAGAGAGCAGAAGCCCUUCAAGGCCCAGUACAUGCUGGUGGUGCACAUGCGCAGACACACAGGGGAGAAGCCACACAAGUGCACUUUUGAAGGUUGCUCUAAGGCAUAUUCACGUUUGGAGAACCUGAAAACACACCUUCGCUCACACACUGGGGAGAAACCAUACGUGUGUGAACAUGAAGGCUGCAACAAGGCUUUUUCCAAUGCCUCAGACCGGGCCAAGCAUCAGAACCGCACACAUUCCAAUGAGAAACCGUAUGUUUGUAAGAUUCCGGGGUGUACCAAGCGCUACACAGACCCGAGCUCUCUCCGCAAACAUGUCAAAACCGUGCACGGCCCAGAGGCACAUGUCACCAAGAAACAGCGUGGAGACCUGGUGCCCCGACCUCAGCCCCCACCACGAGAGAACGGAGAGAACGAAGGAGGAACCAAACAAUCUGGCCGUGAAGGACAAGACAAGUUUGAGGCCAACAGCACCACUAGAGGCGUGGAAGACUACCUCCAGGUCAAGUCAAUAAAAACAGAGAACUCUGUGAUGUAUCAGUCCAGCCCUGGUGGUCAGUCAUCAUGUAGCAGCCAGCCGUCACCACUUGGCAGUGCCACCCACCAUGACGGUGGAAUAGAGUUGUCGGGCCCCGGCGGGGGCAGCAUGGGAGACCUGAGCAUGCUGGAUGACGUGCCCCUGGUGGAUUCAACCGUCUCCACGGGCACACUGGGCCUCCACCUGCGCAGGAGUGCCAGCCCGGCUCGCAGGCUGAACCACCUGAAGCAAGAGAAGCUGAAGACAGUGAGGGAGUCGUGCUCCUGGGCAAAUGCUGUUCCACAAGUUCCGGACACAAAGCUACCACCAAUCCCUAGCAAUGGUUCCUUACUGGAGAGCUCUGGACGUGUCGGCAAUAUCCCUGUACCCAUCACCGGCCUUCGUCUGAGUGACAUUUGCCCUGGUGAGACAACAGUUCUGUGCCAGCCAGUGGAGCGUCGAGACAGCCUGGCGAGCACAGUGAGUUCAGCUUAUACGCUGAGCCGCCGCUCCUCUGGCAUCUCUCCCUGCUACUCCAGCCGCCGCUCCAGCCAGGCCUCACAGGCCGGCAUCCGCAUCAACAAUGUCAGCUCGGCCGACUCUUAUGACCCCAUCUCUACAGACCUGUCACGCCGCUCUAGCGAGGCCAGUCAGUGUGGAGGCCUGCCAGGCCUGCUCAGCCUCACCCCGGCCCAGCACUACCGACUCAAAGCCAAAUAUGCCGCAGCAACAGGUGGCGCUCCACCUACCCCUUUGCCCAACAUGGAUCGCAUGAGCCUGAGGACACGAAUAGCCCUGCUGGGAGAUCCACAUGAAACAACUAUGCACCCACUUGGCCUCCCCACAGUGCCCAGGAGAUGCAGUGACACAGGGUAUCCCACUACUAGCAUGAUGCCCCAUGAGGUACCAGGCAGUAUAACAAGGCGCGCUAGUGAUCCAGUUAGACGGGUGGCCGUUGAUCAGCAACGUCUCCAGCAGGGGCAGCGUUUCAACAGCAUGAGCAAUGUGAACCCUAAUCCACCACACUUUCCCUCUUCCAGCCGCCACUUGUCAGUGCAGAGCUAUGUUCGCUCUGAUGGUAGUCUACACCGCCUCCAGUACCCUCCCCGGCCUCCCAGCAUCUCUGAGAAUACUGCAAUGGAGACGAGCGACAUGGAUGGUCCAAUCAAUGGCACUGCUGAUGACUUGAUGUUGCCUGAUGAUAUGGUUCAGUACCUCACUUCUAAUGGAAAUUCUACACAACACAAUGGGUCUGGGUACCGGCACCAGCAAGCACAAGGCUUCCUAGGGAAUAGUGCCCCUCCACCUCAACCAUGUUACUACCAGAGGCGCAUGGCUGUAGCGGAUGGCACUGCAGACAUCAUGACGCAGCAGACAUCAGCUUCUUGCCAGACUAGUCCAGCACAACAGCACAUGUCUCCCAGUGCCAACAAGAGCCACAUGCCUGUGCAGUGGAAUGAGGUCAGCUCAGGGACAGUGGAGGCAUCUCCCAGCCAAAUCAAGCAACAGCAAGCUUUGGAUUGGGGAAAUAUAACUGGUCUCCAGCAAAAACAGAACUUUGGCCCUAUCCAGAUCCUCAAAUCCAACCAGCAAGUAAGAUCCAUGAGUCAGAACCUUGCACAUGCUGCUCAACAGAGUUCUAUGCAGAGGAACGAGGUUAUGGCCCAAAGGAUGACCUGUAGCCAAACUGUUAGGCAGCAAGGCAACAAGAACCACCAGAACGAGCAUAUUCACAAUCAGCAUGGAUACCACCAAGGAAAUGACAUAAACAGAAGCACCAGUCAGCAUGCCUCUUGUGGUAAUAUUACAGGAGGCAAUGUAGGUUUGACAAGCCCAUCUAAGAAAACAAUGCAGCCCAUGAACAUGCAGAAUAACAGGGUAAGAACUAAGCCAGUGGUCAGUCAAAGCCAUGUAAACUUUGAGAAUAAUCAAGGAGAUUAUUCCCAUAUGAGCAGUGAUCAGCAUAGCUAUGAUACUCUUUCCCAGAAUCCUAUCCUGAAUGGAAACCGUGGUCUACUGCAGCCAAGGCCGCCCACAGAAACUAAACCCUUGGCCAGGCAGCACUCAGGGCCAAAUGCAAUGACAGCACAGCAACCUGGUUACCCACAAUCCCACUUCAGCUCAGCAUACAACACCUCUGAAGCUAGCCCCAAAAAGCCUGCCAAUGUGGGUGUUAGUGACACAGACAGCAAUGCCAUGUUCUACACAGGACAGAUCCACAUGUUUGAGUCCAGCAGUCUGAAUAUGCAUGACACCACUGAAGCAGUGGACUGUGGCACAGAUAACAUAACAAUAGCUGCUGUCAGCUCCCCAGGAACCAAUCAAGUCUCAAGCACGGUGGACUCCGCCAGUGGAGUGGAGCAGACCCAGAUUGACUUUGAUGCCAUACUGGAUGAUGGUGACCACUCCAGUCUCAUGUCAGGAACUCUAAGUCCCAGUAUCCUCCGCAGCUUGUCUCAGAAUUCCUCCCGCCUCACUACGCCCCGGAACUCUGUGACAUUGCCUCCAGUACCCGCAGGAAUUGGCAACAUGGCCAUCGGAGAUAUGACCUCCAUGUUGACCGCGCUGGCAGAAGAGAGUAAGUUUCUUAACAUGAUGUCUUAAGAGGUCCAACAGGAAGUAGAAUUGGUGACUGAUGACCUGUUGGCAUUUCUGAAUAAAGAAUUAAGACUGUCCUAGAAUUUUGUGUUUUUAUACAUGUCUGUAUUAUCUGUAUUAUCCUGUAUAGCAUUAGAACAAAUACUUAGUAGUUUCCCCUUUGCUAAAAAAAGCCAUAUUUUGCCUUAGACCAAUAUAUGUACUGUAUAUAAAUACAGAAAAUUUGAUAAACUUCAGUCGAGUAUUUUUGUAUUCUCUUUUAUGGUGGUGAAAUGAGAGUAGCAACAAGUGCCUAGCUAUGCAAAUGCAUAUGCAGGAGAAAAAAAAAAAAUAUUAAAAAAAUCAUGCAGAAUUACAUUUGAUUGUCUUGAACAUACAAAGAAAGUUUGUACAUUAUGUAAAUCACAAAGGUUUGACUCCUUCUAUGUGUCCAUGAGACAAAAAAAUAAACUGAAUGGUAAGGAAAUGUAUAAUAGGAAUAGUCUGAAAUGCAAAACACUUUUAUGCUCCAUAAAACUGUAAUUAUGCUAUACUUUUAAAACAGUGAAGUUUUUUGAGUAUCAUUGGCCAAGUCUUUAUUCCCAUUUCAAAUAACAACGCUGACAUACCAUAUAGCACCCAAAGGAAGAAGAAACUUCUUACUCAGUGCAGACUGAUUCAAUUAUAUCUGACAAACCAAUUUGCUUGGACUUUGGACUCUGAACCCUGAUGUGGCAUUUAAAUGUUUCUUUUUUUUUUUUUUUUGUAUGUGAACAUGUGUGUGGAGCUGGAUCUGUAGAUAUCUUUUGUACAUUUUUAUGAAAUACAGUAUUGUUUUUUUCUA